UUUUUAAUACUACUAUACCAUUUUAUCUAAUCUCAAUCAAUGCAACGACCACUCUCCAUCAACAUUAAAUACCAUUUCUAUCCAUAAAAGGCGUAAUUUUCCCCCUAAUUAUGUAUAACAGUAACUUCUAAAACCCGUUUCCCAAAGUUGCUUCCACUUCACUCUCUCUGCUUAGUUUCCCAACUACACCAAACGCCUUAUCAACCAAUUAAUACUGUUUAUCUCUUUCUUUAAAGACUGUGUUCUGUCAAAUCUAUUAGGGUUUCUAAGUUUCCCCCAAUUUCUGUAAUUUGAUUUUAAGUUACAAUGCAACAGUUCGAUUCAGAGGAUUCUGCUAUGACUUUUGAUGAGGCUUCCAUGGAGAGAAGCAAGAACUUUGUUAAAGCAUUGCAGGAAUUAAAGAACAUAAGGCCUCAACUCUACUCUGCUGCUGAUUAUUGUGAGAAGUCUUAUCAACAUAGUGAUCAGAAACAGAUGGUAUUGGACAACCUCAAAGACUAUGCCGUACGAGCUCUUGUGAAUGCUGUUGAUCACCUCGGUACUGUUGCUUACAAAUUAACUGACCUCUUUGAACAGCAAACAUUAGAUGUCUCGACCAUGGAGAUAAACAUUUCUUGUCUUAAUCAGAAACUUAAUACUUGCCAAACAUACUCGAAGGAAGAAGGCUUGAGACAGCAUCAGUUGUAUACAACCGUUCCUAGACAUCACAAACACUAUAUCUUACCAAAUGCUGUCAACAAGAAGGUGCAAUUUAGUACACAGAUACAGACCGAUGCUGUGCAAAAAAAUAUUGCAGCAAGACCACGUGUUCACCUGUCAGGUACAAAUGCAUCACAAACUCUUUCUUGGCGUUUAGCAUCGGAAACUGAUUCUACCCUAAAUGGCUCAAAACAUGCGGUGAUGCAGUACCCUAAAGGCUCAAAUGUUUCUGGAACAGCAUGCGGAGCUUUCAAUUUGUUUGAUGCUGAAGAAGCUGCAUCAUCAAAAUCCUCAUCUGCCCAGCUUCAUGCAGGUGGUCGAAGUCCAGCUUAUAGCCCCUUGCGGACAUUUGGUGUCAAAUGGAAGGAUUCUUCAGAGGCAUCCAAACCAUUAUCACCAUUCAGGUCUUUCGAUAAUGUCGGUCGUCAAGAGCGUGGUCGCAGCCCUUCUCGAAGCAAAAGCAUGCUUUCAUCAUUCUUUGCUAAAAGAAAGACAUCAAAGAUCUAGUCAAGCUAUGUUUUGUGAAAUUAUUCUGUUCUUAAAACUGCUCAUAUUGCAAGUGCCUAUAAUCAUCAUGGUGUUACAUCGUGUCAAUCUAGAGGGCAUCUGUUGAAUCACAUUUAAAAUUUAAAACAACAUCAGUGCCUACCCCCUAAAUCAACUGAGUGGCAUCUUGUUUACUUAGAUUUAAGGUGGCUGAGCAAAAUCACAGGCAAAGAAGUUAAGUUGUUGGGUGUUGGACGGUCAAGCAAACUAUCUGGUGGCCGGCUGACGUGCACUAUUGCUCAUCAUGGUUGACAUCAUGGGUGGAUACUUUAAUCAGCUGGAUGUGUAAACAGAGUACAUUAUACAAGGUAUAUGGAAUUAAGCAAUAGAUGCAGCUGUAUGGUCUAUGACUAUGAGCCUGGAGCAACUUGUGUAAUACUAUAGGAUUAAACUGUACUGCAUCUGUAUUUCCUUUAUUGAUGAAAACUGAAAGCUGAAAAUGGAAUUAGUUUAUUCAGUUGUAAAUUACAAGAAACCUAUUAUAGGGGCUCCUAGAAAAAGUUUUGAGGGCUCACAA
This is a messenger RNA of Papaver somniferum (opium poppy), 1762 nucleotides long. Its product is annotated as protein ABIL1-like. The transcript is spliced from 9 exons. The record is from RefSeq and is a predicted model, not a curated record. Bases 307 to 1206 code for a protein of 299 amino acids. NCBI's taxonomy places the organism in Eukaryota, Viridiplantae, Streptophyta, Magnoliopsida, Ranunculales, Papaveraceae.